GUUUAGCUCAAGUCAACGUCUUCCACGAGACAAAUAAGUGCAUUAAACUGUGUCGUGGAUUCCCCUGCAUGCUUCUUUUCUCCCUUAAAUUGCUCAAGGACCAGUUUGGGAACAAGUAGAAGAUGAGUGACACCGUGACAUUAGAUGACGAAUGGGUGGAAGGCUUGGAAAAGAAGGUGGCCGACACUAAAUGGGAGGACCGGCGCAGCCAACUGCCCACAAUCUUCAAAGCCCCAAACCACAUUCGAGAAAUAGAUACCAAAGCCUACGAACCGGUCAUCCUCGCUCUCGGCCCCUACCACCAUGACAAGCCUCACCUGCAAGCCAUGAACCAGCUCAAAUGGCACUACCUCAAGAAAUUCCUGGCCCGAAACCCCGUCAAGAACUUGGUGGAUUACCUCAAGCAGGUCAAGGCACUGGAGAGCCAAGCACGGAUGGCCUACGCAGAAGAACCGAAAAUGAGUAGCAAUGACUUCCUGCAAAUGCUGCUGCUUGACGCCUGUUUUGUGGUUGAGACCAUUACGUUCUGGGAACAGACUGAGCAAGGACUUGAAGCUGUACAAAAUCCAAUCAAAAGUACAUCAUGGACUCUACGAGCGGUAGCACGGGACAUGUUGUUGCUGGAGAAUCAGCUUCCCUUCUUUCUUCUCGAGACAUUAUUUGACGCUGCCUUUCCCUACCAAUCUGACAACCUACUCGUGCGGGUACUCAAUUUCAUCGGCAGAUUUGUAAGGACCGGUAACAUGGAAAUUGCUUCUCUCAGCGGCAGUUCACACCAUCUCCUUCAUAUCCUCCAUUCCUGCAUCAUCCCAGUAACGGAACGAGAUUGCACUCCGGUGGUGAUGACGGGACAACCGACUUCCGAGGUGCCGUGGAUGCCGAAUGCGACACUGCUCAAGGAGGUCGGGGUCCAGUUCAAGAUGAGGGUGGCGGCUAAGAGCUUCUUGGAUGUCACCUUCCAAAACGGGGUGAUGGAGAUGGCCCAGCUGAUAUUCGACGGGGACACCUGGACACUCUUCAGGAACCUCACAGCAUUCGAGCAGUGCCACAAGCUUGCCAACCCAGUUGUCACCGCCUACGUGCUUCUCAUGAACUCCAUCAUCGAUACCGCUGCCGACGUCCAACUCCUCAAACGAGAUAAAAUCGUGAUUGGCGCUUGGGGCCAUAGCAAAGAAGUAGCCAGUCUCUUCCACGAUCUUGUCAUGGAUAAGGUCUUCCACAGCAGCUGGCCUCCGCCGAGCAUCUUCAGCGAUGUCACCAAGUACUACGACAGCAACAGACAUCGGGCAACUCCCUUCAAUACUCGUCGGGCGUUCUUCUCGUUGCUCUCAGUUAUCCUAGUGCUCACCCUCGUUACGAUCGUGAGCUACUUUUGGCCACCUAAGUAGUAGUCUCUUGGCCCGUGUACUGUUGUAGUAGCAUUGGGUUCUCGUGUUCCCUCGUGCUCUCUUGGUGUGUUUGCUGCAGUGUCUGCAAUCUCAUAAUAACGCACGGAUGGCUCUGCUAGUCUGUAUUUUUUGUUUGAUGCGAUAAAUAUGUGUUUGAUAAACUACAUUUGCUUCCAUAAUGCAAUAAAUGAUGUGUCGGGUAGUUUUCGCAUU
Messenger RNA from Musa acuminata AAA Group (dessert banana), 1601 nucleotides. RefSeq names its product UPF0481 protein At3g47200-like. The transcript has a single exon. Bases 123 to 1388 code for a protein of 421 amino acids. Lineage: Eukaryota; Viridiplantae; Streptophyta; Magnoliopsida; Zingiberales; Musaceae. The record is from RefSeq and is a predicted model, not a curated record.